Magallana angulata is the source of this 8676-nucleotide messenger RNA. RefSeq lists its product as uncharacterized. Lineage: Eukaryota; Metazoa; Mollusca; Bivalvia; Ostreida; Ostreidae. Gene Ontology annotation, cellular component: nucleus. The record is from RefSeq and is a predicted model, not a curated record. The coding region runs from base 148 to 5040 and encodes 1630 amino acids. Gene Ontology annotation, molecular function: transcription cis-regulatory region binding. The transcript is spliced from 15 exons.
AUGAGUUCGAGGCAGCGUUUUGUAGUUUCUGUAUUGUCAAGGUGCUGUAGUAAGGUCGCAAACAUAUGCAUUUACAGUAGAAGAUUGGUGCCAAACUGAAUGAGGAACAAAGAAGAGAAAGCAGACAACUGAAAGUGAUGUUGAAGUAUGCCAAAGACGAAAAAGAAGAGCCACGCCAAGCAAGCCAAAGAGAAUAAACUGCGUGCAAGAGAACGCAGAGCAGCAGAAAAGAAACGUAAACAGAACAUAUCUGAUUGCCUCAGUGGGGAUAAAUCAACUGUAACGGUGGAAAAAAUUUUGCCCCAAGAAACACUCUCUAAAGAUCCAUUUGUACAUGUGUCACACGAAGAACUGCUUCAAGGUGUUUCUAACACCGAUGUUUUAGUCGGGGACAUAGAAGUACCAAUUGUCAUUGUGGAAUGUCAAUGUAACAAAAUGGAGGAAACGGAGGGCGAAACUACCGAAGAGACGAUCUACGUCUACCAGUACCCGGGGGACGGGCAGGGGGAGGAGGGAGGGGUGGAGGCCAGGGUCAUCAAUGUGGGCGCCAAGGAGUGCCCCUCCCACGAGGAGGAAGUGACCACGGUGACGCAGUACGUUGAGGAAGUGGUGGAGAUAGACAAUGAGAAUGUGGUGGUGGCGAACGUCAUGGCCGCCACCGAAAAGGGCUCCAUUAAACUGGUUCUCUCCGAGGAGGACAGCAACCCAGCGGAGCACGGCUACACAAUGAAUUACCGGCCGAUUCGUCCCGUGGAGAGACAGAAGAUGCGGCCCUGGCUCCUGGAGCACCUGGACCAAGGGAGUAUUCCCGGACUCUCCUGGCAGAACCGGACACAGCGGAUAUUCCGGAUUUCCUGGAAACAUGCUGCACAUAACUGUUUUAACAGGACUCGGGAUUCGGACCUGUUCGAAAGAUGGGCUUAUCACACGGGUCGCCACCAUGAUGGUAACCACAAGCGGUGGAAGGCCAACUUUCGGUGCGCCUUGAAUAGCUUGCCUGACGUGAUUGAACUCAAGGACCUGGGGGUCAGGAAGGGAGACAAUGCAUUCAAAGUGUACAAGUUUAUUGAUCUCAAUGAUGAAAAGGACAGGGAGGAGAAGAAGAAGAUGCAGAUGGUAACUAGGGGCACCAGGAAAGCGGAGGGCAAGAAAGUUGGCUCAACCCCCAGCACUCCAGUGGGGGCCAAGCAGCUGAAGACAGAGACAGGGUCCCCGGCCGCGUUCAGCAUCACCACGGAGGGGGGCAUGCUGCAGACCCUGCUCCACGCCAUAGAACUCAAAAACCAGGAGGCUGCCACGGACAAAGACGACGACAAAAGGUCAAAGGAAAAAAUCCAGUUGACAGUGAAGAGAGGCCUGGACCAAGAGAACCAGCCCCGAUCCAAGCGGACGCGUCAGGACUUCAGUAAGAAAGCUACGACUGGUGAGAGCACGGAGAGCAGCGAGGGCGAGGAGGGGGAGGACUCAGAGACAGGGUCCCAGGCCAGCGGUACCUCCCACACCACAAGCACCGCCCCCGCCACCCCCACCUCUGGCCGUAGCGUUGUAAAUAUGCUGAAACUACCUUAUGUUAUUGAUGUAAAACAGCUACUAGCAUUAGCAGGAAACAAACAGAAAGAAUCAGAGGGCAAAGGUCAAAGUGCAUCAGACAAGGUCACCAUAGCCAAUGUGACCCUUGACUCUAUCCUACAGGAUAGGCUCGGACAAAACACAGACAGUACUAAUGUAAAAAUCACCAUCCCUUACACAGUUUUCGAGGCCCUCAAGGCCAGGAACCUAACCCCUAAAGACCCGGCAUCUUCGUCCUCACCAAGUACGGUGUUACUGUCCCAGAGCCCAGACGUGAAGAAGGAAUCAACCUCAGCCACCGCGAAACCGCAAGUGUUAACGGUGGUGGGCGGUGCACUCGGCAACAAAGACUCCACGUAUCCAAAUAUCCGCAGUCGUCUGAUUUCCCACCUCAGCAUCAGUGGUGCCCAGACGGUCAGUAAGCAGGGUCAAGGUCAAAUACGCCCCGCCCUGGCGACCGCGGGGAAGAAGACCUUCGAGAAGGUGACUGUGCAGGCCAUUCCACAACUGACACCGGUCAAUUUAGGUUCCUCUGGUGACGAGUCUGAGCAAGAAAACAACAAAAUCAGUAUUAGUACCGUGAACAUAAAUGCUGUAGCAGCCAAAGCUGAUGUAUCUCAGUCAGAGACCACAACAAACAGUCGGAACAAAAAAGGAAACACAGGUACUAUAUCUACAGAGCUAGAUGCAGCAACAGAACAGGUGACUGUGGAGCUGAGCAACAUCACCGAGGACCAGUCUAAUUCAGACUCGGAAGGGAACCAGUUCGCUGCGGAGGAGGAGAGAGGAAAUAAACGCACGGUCAUGACCUACUGCAACCUCGAUACGGCCGACGCCGCGAGCCCCGGGGGUGAGGGGCAGAAGAGGAAGGGGCUGAGCUUUGUCAUUCGGUCAGCUCUACAGAUGCUGACCAACCCCCCGUACAACUCCCUGUGUUUCCAGGUCCCCAAGUUUCCAUCCUCACCGCUGGUCAUCACCAACAGAAGAUACUUUGGUUGCCUGGAAGAAGACCUUGACCCAGUUACAGUGACCUUGACCCCAGAAGGCCAGUUGAACAUUUGCGCCCUGUUCCGACCGUUAGAGAAGUUUGCGGUGAGAACUGAAGGAUGUGAGUUCGAGGAGCCGACCUUUCAGUGGGUGUUAGACAGACUGCUGGGUCACGUUUUCUGUCCCGGGGUAACCCUGACUCACUACCCCAGCAAUUGGGAGGGCACCGUCAAGGAGUUUGAGGAACCGUUCCGACGCAUCCAGUCGGUGACCUGUCCGGUGUGGUAUGAGAUGGAGGGGUCAGAGGGGUCGGUGACCCCUGUGAUCUCUCUGUGUGAAGGUUGUCGCGAGGUCACGGACAGUCUGGCAGAAGCCAUAAAGCAGGAGAAUAUCGAGACGGAGAUUAUCGUGAUGGACGGCAGCGAUGAAGGCCAGGAAGUGUACGAGGGCGAGAUAUCUCAGGUCGAGAUCCGAAUGGAAGAGGUCACGGAUCGCUGCCUGUGGUGUAAUCUGAACUUCAAAACCAAGAUAGAGCUCCUCGGACACUUUAUAUCCCUCCACGAGGACAUGUUGAUUCCAGAGUCGGACUCCUCGGUCAAGGACGAGGACCCUCCAGGCACGGUCGACGAAGAGGACUUUGGGGUCAGCAAGGAAGGGGCAUCUACAGACACGGCAGGGGCCCUGGACCUGACAAAACCCAGGGUGACAGUGGAGAGGAAUCCAGACGUAAUGUACACUAAUGUAGUGGAUUUAUCCUUUAACAAGUUGGAGGAUGGAGAUGAGGCGUUGGAUUUGUCUAACUCUAAGAAGAACCUGGUGGUCAAUGAGAUCAAUGUCCCCCCGGCCGAUAACAGGCCUCAGUACAGCCUCAAUAGUUUAAUCGAGGCGCUCAGGAACACCAUUGAACAGGAUCGCAAAGACAAGAGGGGCCCUGUAGGGGGUAGCUAUGUGGAGGAGGUGGAGGAUGAGGAAGAAGGGGCCCAGGAAGGGGAGCCGGUGAUGAAGUUUGUGGACCUGAGCUCAGACUCUGAUGAAAGUGAGACCGAGGCCCCACAAAAGGAGGCCUCCUCUGAUGUGAAAAUUUCGGUCAAGACGUUUCAGGUGAAUGGGAAGAUGAUGUACCGGUGUACCAAGUGUAACCGCGUGUUUAGCAAGUCCUGUACGCUGUCACGUCAUGCUCUGGUACACACACAGCUUUUUCCAUACCUGUGUGGGAUUUGUGAUUCAGAGUUCCGGGACAUGAGGGUCUUACUAAAACAUCUGGACCUCCAUGGGGAAGACGUGGACUGUCCAUGUCCAAAAUGUGAAAAAAUCAACCAGGAAAAGACUGUGGCCAACCCUGCCAAAAAACCAAAAUCUGGGAAAGGUUCAAAGUUCAAAUGUGACAUCUGUGGUAAACAGUGUAACACGGAGGAGAGCUGGAAGAGCCAUGUGAACUCCCACACCUCAGGAACCGUCUCUGUCAGCUGCAACAUCUGUAAAAUGAAGUUUUCCUGCCACAGAGCUCUCAACAGGCACCGCAUGUCUUCGCACUCCCUACAGAACUGCCCGGUCUGUCUCGAGUCCUCCUCAGACCUGGCUGCUCAUAUGGUCAACCACCCGGGGGUGUUCAUAUACAAGUGUGGACUGUGCUCGGAUGGGUUCAAUCGCCGGCCUGAACUCCACGACCACCUCAAGGUUCACACCUCGCUGGGAAACACUAAACCUCAGAACCAGUUGAGGCGUAGGGUGAAACCCUUGUCCAAAAAGACCCUUGAGGCACGACUCCUGAAAAAGACAAAGUCGGAUGAGAGAAAAGCUGCUAAGAGGAGGGGGGCUGCUAAAGGGUCUGGGGUAGAGAAGCAACAGCAGCAGAAGGCCAAAAACAUCAUAGUGGAGACUCUCGAAGACAAAGGGGUAGUGACAAAAGCUGUCAUUAUUCCUGAGAAAGAGGAGAGCAAAGAGGCAGAGAGUGGGGAAAAAAAUACAACUGCAGCAUCCAAAGUAGAAGGUAGGGGAAACAUCCCUCAUUUUAUGAUGAUAGAUGCCUCAGUGAACUUUGAGGUUGAACCAAAAGAGGAGUGCAUUGAAAAAAACCAAAACAGUAACAUGAGCAGUAAUGGAAUGAUGGGAGAGGUCAAAGUCGAAAAAAUGGAAGUUGAGGACUCGGCCACUGAGGAGAUGCCAACCAAUAAAAAGGGAGAGAACCUCGUCACUUCACCCGUCAAAAGCGAGGUCCCCCUCCCAGUGGCUUCAACAGGCUCAAUGAGCCUCAGACGGCGGAGGUCUCGAAGGUGUCGCUGGCAUGACAACGACUCAGUGUGUGAACAAUGUGACGGAUCCUUCAUCAAGACCAUUGCUUUUGAGAGGAAGCAGAAGAAGGUCUCCCCCACCUCCUCCGGGGACCUCAGCCAGCUUGUAGGGUCAGGGGAGGACCUCGAUUCCCUGACCAGUGGCCCGGAGGCCAUGGCUCAGACUGCCAGCCCUGUGUCUACAGCUAACUAACCAAACACAGCUUACAGGUGUCACAAUUAUUUUCUGGCAGCCAUGUUAUUUAGUAGUCAUAAAUCUCAAUUCAAAACCAGUUGCUGUUCAACCUACUCAAUUGUUAUUGAUAACUGUCACUUCUAUGAUAUUUUUUUUGGGUGGUAAAUUCAUCUGUUCUUUUAUUGACAGUUGUUAAAAACAUCAAACCUGAGUUUUGGUCACCAAACUAGUGUCCUGUCUUUUCAUAGAAUACCUUGCUUUACUCUAAAAUUUAUGGUCUUGAGGGAUUUUUUUUGUAAAUUUCUCAGUCAGAAGUUAGUAGAAUUUGUUAAAUAAAAAUCUUCCAAAAUAGAGCUGGCCAUUUUAAAACUCUUCUUUCCAGCCUUUAUCAUACCUUUUUUUUUUUUUCAUGUCGUUAACUGUCAAGAGAACCAUACUAAAUCCCAUUAUUGAUUUAUUGUAUUUUUUAAUUUGGAAUUGCACCCGAAUACCAUUAGUCUAUACUAAAACAGUAACAAAAUGUUGCCUAUGUCAUGAUGUCAGUUUUUAGUCACAAAUCGUUAUGUCUCAGCUGUUUGGCAUUAGCUAGAGUGUCUGUGAUGGUGUUCAUUUUGUUUUGGCUUGAGUUAUUUCGUUAUAUUUCUUUUUUGAGGUAAUGAUAUAUACAGGGUUAUUUUCGCCCCAUGUGAUAUUUUUGCCCUUUAACACUUGCAUACAGUGUCGUCCCGUCUUGAGUUUGCUCAGACACAUUUAUGUUUAAAGAGAGAUAAUUCAAGACAUUGGAAUACGCUCAGUCUUAAAUUCGCCACCUGAUAACGAGGGCGAAAGGGGCGAAAAUAAAACGUGGACGAAUUUUUCCCUGUAUACAGUGUAACAAAGUUAAAUGACAAAUUGAAUCCGUAGAUGUGAUAUUGGUGUCAUGUUAUAGAAAAUGCAUUACUGAAUUUACAAGGUUGUUUUUACUCUUUUAUUUAUUUUCCGAUCAAUUCAACACUGAAAGUUAUUGAAAUAUUACAUUUAUUAUGAAAUUAACAUGGGCCGAUUUGACACGAUAUUUUUAAAGCUGACAAUGUAUCUGACAUAAUGAAAUCAUUUUACCAUUAUGAGUGUUAAUGGCAUUGGAUAAUUUUCAAAAUUGGGUGUGUUGUUUACAUAUAUAAUUACCUGGUGUUUUGGUGUGUAUUUAAAAAUAUUUCAUUAUUAAAAGGGGCAUAAACAGAUUUAUAUACGUGUACCAGAAUACCAAAAACUGCCAGUUUUUCCUCAUAGAAAAUGUUUUUUCCAAAUCUUGAUUUUAUUCUUGGUCUUUGUUUUUUUUUUCUCUUCAAGCUAUCUAAUAACACAGGAAGAGGCAUGAAUAUUAUAUGAACUAUCUAAUUAAUUAACGUGAUUAUAUGUGCCAUCAUUGGUAAAAUUAAUUUUCUCCACAAAAUUUUAAAGUCUACUUUUUAAAGUCUACUAUUUUAAAGUAAACUUUAAAACAUUAAAGUAACCUGCAAUCACUGUUUGAAGUGUAUAUUAAACUUUUUUUUGUUGCAAAAACAUUCAGAUAAAGUUCACAUAAUAAAACUAUCGGUAUAUUUUUUGGAAUUAAAUUCAAUGAUGUAGCUAUCUAAAAGGGCAAAUACUUGUACAUGUAUUAACCUUGCACUUGUCUUGGUGAAUAUUUUUCUUCACAUGAAGCUAAACCAUUAAAUCCCCCCCCCCCCCCCUCUCAAAGAAAAGUAACUCUUUACUAGUAAGGGUUUGGUAUUCUACAUCUUGUUAUGUACUGUUACAAAGACUGUGAUGUGACGUUAUAGAUCAUAGCCGCAAUUUUUUCUUCAGUACUCACCCUGUCCAUCUGUCUGUCUCUUGGUCCAUGAUAGCGAAUGUGCAUCAACCAAUGUCUCAAACAGCCCUUUCAUAUCUUAUGUAUGCAUUAUGUAAUAAUAAAAUAGAAAAAAAAUAUCACAGAAGUAAGUUAAACAUUAAUGAAAUUAUAUUGACUUUUUUGCUGCAGUUUUUUUUUCUGGGGGGGGGGGGGGGGGGCAAUUUUUUUUUAUUUUAAACCCCCUCUUAAAUGUAACUUGUAUCUUGUUUUCUGCUUUGAUUUUGUAACCAAAUUUUAAAUACCUGUAUCAAUGUACUGUUAACAUAAAACUGAAAAUAUUGAUGUUUGUAGGGAAAUGAAUUGAAUGAUAUAUAAUGGCCAGUGUUCAAAGCCCUUAAAGAUCAGGUUAACUUAAGGCUCUAUGUGUCAGAUUACUCAGGAUUCGGAUUAAACAGGUUUUUGGAUAAUGGUAGAAGAAUUUCACUGAAAUAACAAUGCACUCUGUUACGUGUAGAUAAAUAAAAUUGUAUUUGUUAUGUGUGGAUAAAUAACAGUGUAUUUGUUACAUGUGGAUAAGUUACAGUGUAUUUGUUACAUGUGGAUAAAUUACAGUGUAUUUGUUACAUACAUGUACAUUAAUAUUUGAAUACUUGAAUGUACAUGUGGAAAAAAAAAACAAUGUUAUUUUUUUACAUUUGGAUAAAUAACAGUAUAUUUGUUACAGAUGGAAAAAUAACAAUGUUAUUUUUUUCACAUUUGGAUAAAUAACAGUGUAUUUGUUACAUGUGGAAAAAAUAAUGUUAUUUUUUUUUUUACAUUUGGAUAAAUAACAGUUUAUUUGUUACAUGUGCAUGGAUAACAAUGAACCUGUUAUCAAAACAGGUAUAUAUGAAUGUACCUGCUUAGCUUAGCUGGAGUGGUAUUAAAUAUCUAUAUUAAUAUAAUUCAAAUAAUCAGUAGUUAUUUUUUUGGUCUUGUUUUCAGUUUGUUACGUGUGUAUGGCAGCCGUGUUUGGUUUAUGUGGCAUUAUGGGUGAGAUGAGAUGACACUGUGAAUUUAUUAUGUUCAAGAAUUUUUACAUUAUUAUUUAUGUACAAUGUUUUAAUCUGCAUUAGAUUAUAUUCUUUAACAUUAACAUACUUAUAUAUAUAAGAAAUGCAUUUUUUUAUUUUACCAUUUUCAAUUAAUUUUUGCGUGAAGUAUAUAUAUAAAAAAAGACAUGUAUUACAAGUGUAUAAUGUUUUUCUCCUUUUCAAAUAGCUAUGUAAACCUCAUAAUGGUUUUCAGUUCUAGUACUUUAAUUUUAAUAGUGUAUGUGUAUGCAAUUUAACUUGUUUUUUUUUUUUGCUGUGUGAACUAUACAAGUCAAGAGUAUGUUGUACAGUGUACGGGUAUCCCAAACUCCAAAUGUCUUGAAUUUUCAUUAAAAGAGGAAUGAAUGAAUAUUCUUCGUCAAAAGUUUAGCACCUUUUAUGCUUCUUCUCUCUCUCUCUUUUUCUCCACGAUGUUUUUUGGUGCAUGUUUAAUUUCUGUAUGACCCACUUAUUCAUGUGACCAAAAGGCACCUGACGUUAUAAUUUUUUUUAUCGAUAUUAAAUAAACCCCUUAUACUCUAUACCUAAUAUUACACGUGUAUUUUAGGUACAGGUAGAGGGCAUAGAUUUUUUAUCAUGAAAAAAAAAUAUAUAUGUCAGGUGCUUGUGACGUGACCCAAUUAUUCAUGUGACCUACUUCUGUCAUUUGAACUUUCGUGGUUGUGUUAACUAAAGAUAUACAUUUGCAAAUUUAUUACUGGGCAUUAUUGUACACACGUGUAGAUUAAAUUGUUAAUUAUAUAGUUA